AUGGCGGAUGAAGGUCCAAAGUCUAUCUAUGACUUCACCGUCAAGGAUAUUGAAGGUAAAGAUGUGAGUUUGAGCCAAUUCAAAGGCAAAACUCUUUUGAUUGUAAACGUUGCCUCCAAAUGUGGUCUGACGGAUGCGAACUACAAGGAACUAAAUGUUCUGUACGAUAAAUACAAGGACCAAGGGUUGGAGAUAUUAGCGUUCCCAUGCAAUCAGUUCUUGGGACAAGAACCAGGAAACAAUGAAGAGAUCCAACAAGCUGUCUGCACAAGGUUCAAAGCUGAGUUCCCCAUCUUUGACAAGGUGGAUGUCAACGGGAAGAACACGGCACCGUUAUUCAAAUACUUAAAAGCAGAGAAAGGAGGUUUCCUUAUUGAUGCAAUCAAAUGGAACUUCACAAAGUUCUUGGUUUCUCCUGACGGCAGAGUCUCCCAGAGAUAUUCUCCUAGGACCUCUCCUCUUCAAUUCGAGAAAGACAUUCAAACUCUGUUGGGACAGGCUUCAUCUUGAUCACCAUCACAAGUUUCAAGAACCGUUUUAUCUGAAUUUUUGUUUAGUUCUUGAAAUCCCACAUUGUUUCAAACUCUUAAUCUCUGAAUCUGUGUUUUGAAUAAACAUGUUUUCUUUUGAUUGGUGACAGGUUGUUUCAUUGAUGAGUUAAUCAUGUUUAUCAUGUGACUCAUUAUAACGCUCAAACUUUAUAAAAUACAUGAUGUCGA
Messenger RNA from Eruca vesicaria subsp. sativa (arugula), 719 nucleotides. The record is from the annotation of a GenBank genome assembly. Lineage: Eukaryota; Viridiplantae; Streptophyta; Magnoliopsida; Brassicales; Brassicaceae.